This is a messenger RNA of Anopheles merus, 2749 nucleotides long. RefSeq names its product TSET complex member tstC. Bases 611 to 1543 code for a protein of 310 amino acids. NCBI's taxonomy places the organism in Eukaryota, Metazoa, Arthropoda, Insecta, Diptera, Culicidae. The record is from RefSeq and is a predicted model, not a curated record. The transcript has 4 exons.
GCGUGUGCGAGACCGCACGAGCUGAGGGCCGGAAGCAAAACCUGGAAGCAUUGUGCCACCAAAAGAAACCAAUCAACCGUACCUGUGAAAAUGCAACGCCCGAACUAGUAAGCCGAGCAAGCGUGUCGCUCAUGUGGUAGUGUGCACUCUAUUUGUUAAAAGGGGAGCAGUGUGGUAGGGUGGGAGGUACUUUCAGUUAGCCCCAAAGUGACCAUUGUCAUAAUCUCCCAUGGCCUAGUGGGCAGACCGUGUGCGUCUAUUAUUAGCAAUCAACAAUCGACGAUCUAAUACCCCCGUGUGAGUGCGUGUUUGUUUAAAAAGGAACAGACUAAAUAGAAAAAUAUAAUAUAAAACGCACUGCGACGAUGUUCGUACGCAAACAUCAUUAACACCACGACAUGGUGUAGGAAAAGCAAAUUCCAGUACUCAGUAAGCAAAACUAAACAAAAUCUAAAAACCCGUCCCAUAUCGUUAGCUUAGGAUAAGUGCAGCCAAACGUUUGAAAAUUGUGUACUAUAUACAAAAGAGAUCUUAUUCCGUCAACUCCAACAACACCUCCACAUCCAACCUACUCUCCCCAUCUGUCAAUCCGUCCGCCAUUGUGGCAACAAUGUUCUGGAUCCUGAGGCGUACCGGCGCAGUCAACUUGUUCAACUCCAUCAACGGCAACGGUAACGCAGCCAAAACGGGGUCCAACCACAGCAGCAACUCGGAAAGGAGUAACCCUCGUCCACCUCGCAAAGCCUACGGAAGGCUGAGCGGCGAGCCGGAUGACUCGCAGUCGCAUCAGCGGGCGCGGUACGAUGUGACUGGCUCGUCGGCCAGCCCGCCCUACACCGUUAAGCUGAUCGACUUCGAUGGGGCGGCAGGCUCGGAGACUACAGCACCCGGUUGCGCCUGUGGCGAGCUGCAGCAGCUUAACGGCAACAGUUUCUGCUGCACCGGCUACGCCUGUCCCGAGAGCAACAAUCACAACAACAACAACAACAACAACUACAGCAGCAACAUCCUCAACAACAAUCACGCAGGCAGCAAUCAAACACACGGCAGCAUGGCGCUCAAUAGUGUCGACGAUGAUGAUGACAACGAUGGUAACGACGGUGGUAGCGGCGCUGCAGAUAUCAACCGGAACCACUCGAACUACAACGACACCGACUCGGAGCUCGAGCUGGACGGCAAGAUCAAGGAGCAGCGGCUGGAGGAGCAAACCCUGGCCCGGCUGCAUGCGAUCGCCCUGUCCGACGACGACGACUACGAUGAGUCACUAACAUGCAACGUUUGCGAUCGAGCAUUCCGCUGCCGCCGUCAGCUGGCGUCCCAUCAGCAGAAGAAGCGUCACUUCGGUUGCAGUGGCUGCGAUAGCCUCUUCUCGUCGCUGAUGCUGCUGGAGCACCACAAGGAAGAGUUCGAGCACUGGAGCGAUUACGAAGACGACCGGCGACUACCGUGCUGCCGGCGUAACCGCCGGGACGAGGACGACUACACUGACACCGAGUCGGGCACCAGCGACGCGGAAAGUGAGGACCUCGAGCGGCUGCUGUAAGCGGCUUUCUGGCGAGGGGCGGUGCUGGUCAUCUCCUGACAAACCGGGACGAACUCUGUGACGCUUGUUAUGAGUUGAAGGGAGUUUAUGUUUAGCAAGGGGUUUUUCAUUGCCGCUGUACAUUGUUUGGAACUCGCUGUUUGUAGCCGCCAAAGUAGCAGAUGAAGAAGACAACUAAAAUAUUGGUGAUGUUAUAAUGAUUGUUGCCCUACCGCACUAUAUGUUAUACGCGUUGCUUAUCCACAGAGAUAUUAAUCCUUCCGUAGCUGUAUGUAAUGUAUCUUCCUUGCGUGGCAAGUGCAGCAAUGUUUUGAAUUCGACUGUCCUGGAGGUAUAGUAUGGGAAAAGCUUUCCCAACCCGUAGUUCCUCCUGACACGUCGGACGAGUUCCUUCUUUAGCAGCACAACUAUGUGCCACCAGACCAAACUGCGCCCUUGUUGUUCCCUUGUUGGUGUCUAAGGUGUCUAUAAAAACAAAACGGUAGCAAUUUUCCAAGCUUAUUUGUACUUCAUAAGAACCCUAAGAAAAGACAGACGACCGUUACAAAUGACGAAAGAACGUGUAAGCAACUAAUAUUGUGCGCAAAACAAUCCCAAAGCUACCAGAUAGGAACUAAACAAAAUAAAGUAAAUAUCAAAGCCAAAAACAUUGAGAUACAUUUAUAGACUAGCAACAGACUGUGUGAACACGGUCACACACGGCCCGGAAAGUAUAAUGCCAAACAUAUUUACUGCAAAACACACACACACACACACACACACACACACACACACACACACACACAUACACACAUACAAAUGCACACAGGCACAUCACGAUCUAAAAAAGGGUGCGAACGCAGCGUGAUGAGGAUAUCAAUGGUGAAAAAACCCAACAAACACAAAAAGUGAAACAAAACAUACCAAACAUUUUGUCCCAUGCAUACCCAAGGUUUACCUAGGCAUUCCGAUGGCAAAAACGACGUGGAACCAAAUUCUAUUAAAAUAUUCAUAUCAUUACAACAAGACCGCGGACAGCUGCAGGAUUUUGAAGGCAUGCAAGUGCAGAAAGAGGUGCACCGAAGGGGAAUGAUAUGGAAAACAGGUAGCUUUGAAAUGAAAAACAAUGAGAAGGAAAGCAACGCAACUAAAAAAAAACUAUAUCAUUCUUAUUAAAAAGAGCAAAACUGUAGUAGAAAUGCAACCAAAACAGGCGAUAUGAAUUUA